Molecule: messenger RNA, 3615 nt
Organism: Lates calcarifer (barramundi perch)
Lineage: Eukaryota; Metazoa; Chordata; Actinopteri; Centropomidae
Gene: adra1d
Product: adrenoceptor alpha 1D
Exons: 2
Coding region: 78-1586 (502 amino acids)
Biological process (GO): positive regulation of cytosolic calcium ion concentration; phospholipase C-activating G protein-coupled receptor signaling pathway; cell-cell signaling
Cellular component (GO): membrane
Molecular function (GO): alpha1-adrenergic receptor activity
Source: RefSeq, a predicted model, not a curated record
AUGAGACUGAAGACAGUGCCCGAAACACUGCUUUCUUUAGAAAACUUCCCCUAAAGUUCUCUUUAUGGCGUUUCAAAAUGCCAAACUCUAACCUGAGGAACGAAAGCAACUAUGGGAUCUAUUUUGCUGAAGCCUUCAAUGGAUCUGUUUUGGACCCAUUAUUUCCAAACGACAGCAUCUCGACGUGUGGGAACUUCACAUUGGACUCGCAGGCUGUCGGGGUUGGAAUCUUUCUCUCCGUUUUCAUUUUGGUUGCAAUUGUCGGGAACAUUUUGGUCAUCCUGUCUGUGGUGUGCAAUAAACAUUUGCAGACGGUCACAAACUUCUUCAUUGUUAACUUAGCCAUGGCAGACCUGCUGCUGAGCAUUAUCGUGCUGCCCUUCUCCGCAUCUUUAGAGGUUCUGGGAUGCUGGGCGUUCGGCCGGGUUUUCUGUAACAUCUGGGCAGCGGUGGAUGUGCUCUGCUGCACUGCAUCCAUCCUCAGCCUCUGCAUCAUCUCCAUCGACCGGUACAUAGGGGUAAAAUACUGCCUCAAGUACCCGAGUAUUAUGACAGAGAGGAAGGCAGUAGCUAUUUUAGUCCUGGUUUGGGUGUCAUCCACGGUCAUCUCCGUCGGACCGCUCCUGGGAUGGAAAGAACCGCCGCCUGUGGACGAAAGCAUCUGCAGAAUCACGGAGGAGCCGGGCUACGCGCUCUUCUCCUCUCUCUUCUCUUUCUACCUCCCGCUCAUGGUCAUUCUCAUCAUGUAUUUUCGGGUCUAUGUGGUGGCCCGCAGGACUACUAAGAGCCUGGAAGCGGGCGUCAAACGAGAGCGAAACAAGUCGAUGGAAGUGGUCCUCCGGAUACACUGUCGCAGCGUGCUGGAGGACGCGCGUCCGGCCAGCUCGAAAAGCAGCAAAAACCACCCAUUUCGAAGUUCGCUCUCGGUGCGACUGAUGAAGUUUUCCCGAGAGAAGAAGGCGGCUAAAACCCUCGCCAUCGUCGUGGGGAUGUUUAUCCUCUGUUGGCUGCCUUUUUUCUUCUUUCUGCCGAUGGGUUCCUUCAUUCCGGCACUGAAGCCAUCUGAAACUGUCUUCAAGGUUGUCUUUUGGUUGGGCUACUUCAACAGCUGCAUCAACCCCAUGAUCUACCCCUGCUCCAGCAAAGAGUUCCAGAGGGCUUUCACUCGGCUCCUCAGGUGCCAGUGUCACCAUAGACGGAGGGUCCUGCGUCGCUUCUAUGAUCAGAGGUGGCGGACAGCUGUCAAGGGGAUGACAAGGGAUCAGAGACCAGACUACAACCCUGGCUAUGCUGUGCAUGAAUCUUGUGGCAGCUCUUUGUUACACAAGGGGAAAGGGCGCUCACUAGGUUUCAAGAGAUGGAGUCUGUUUCCACCCUUGCAAAAGUCCUCCUUCCAGCUCAAAGAGAAAGUGAACAAUCUGUCAAAUAAAAUCAAGGGAGGGACAGGAAAAAGCACCACACCUGCAGUGGGCCGGAUUGAUAUAGUGGACACGGUCUCUAUGGGGAUUUACAACUCCUGUGAGCAGAGCAGUUAUCAGUUCUAUGAUCUAGCAGACUGCUAUGGCCUGAAAGAGACUGACAUUUAGAGGGUCACCAGAGAAUCUUUUAUUUAUUUUCAAAGGGCAAUAUUGGACAAACAUGCAAGAUAGGGCAUAAUUUUGUGUUCACAAAAUAUCUGAGAAUCAAAGCUUGAUUAAAGCUAUGGACUGAGAACGAUGGCUUGACCCCAGCACAAAUAGGACUAAAACUUUAUCUCAAUCCCUCAUGACCAUCAUGUUUAUUUAGAUGAAAAUUCUUGUGAACUGCUUAAAGCUGCAUUUUGGAAGUGGACACAAAAGUAGCCAACUCCUUGGACUUUAUUUUACUGCUACUACAGCCCACAGUUGACAGGUGUACACACUUUUGUUAAGACAUUUAACAUAAGCCAGUGUCGUUGUUGUUACACUUAUUUCUUAAAAUUUCAAAUCAGUCAGUCUCCAUGUUUUCAAGUAUUAGCCAGCUGACACUGUAUGAUGACUGCCACUGAAUGGUGACUGCUUUGUUUGAUGUCCAGCUGAUUUGAAACAAAAAAAGUGCAAUUUUUAUUGUUUAAUGGACUAUGACAUCUGCCAUUUCUAUAUUCUGACAAGGCAUUGUAAAGAUGAGAGGCCAGCUAAGACUAAAGAUGCUGCACAGUAUUUAUUUUAAAAGUUGGAUUUAUAAGUUAACUUGGCAUUGCUAUGAACACUUGUUUGAAUAAAAACCCAUGAGUCUACUUGGCCCACCUAACUGUAAUUUGCAUUGCCAAGUGAGUGCUAAUGUGAAAUAAACCUGCUUUUUUUUGGUAUUUUUUGAUGUUAUGUUUAUGUCAAAUGAAAAGUAAAAUAAAAAGGAGGGGAAAAAAUUGGAGCCAAUAAUUGUUUUUCAGUAAAGAACCUUUAUGUUUGGAGUUAUGAUUUUUUCCUUUAAUUAUCUGCCCCAUCCAGCAGAUGUCACUAUUGUUUUGGUUGUUUUACUUCCAGCACAUUUUACCUUAGUACCAAAUUUAUGCUUCGGUUUCAACAAAAUUAAAGGAAAUACUCAUUAGUCAAUAUCUUAAUGUGUUCAGCAAGGUAAACGAUGUAAUGGGAAUUUGCUGAUCUGUUGUAACUCUCAGAAACACACACACACAUACACACAUACACACUCAGAUAAGGCCUUAGCUGCAGGCAAAGUAGACAGAAAGAAAAAGUGCGAGAGAGACUAUGAAUCUCAAUUGAUUACUGUUAUUAGCCUCAUUCCAUCAUGAAUUUACACAAAUCUUCUCUUAAACUUGAGAAAAUCAAAUAACAGAAGUGAAUUUUUGUCAUUUGUAAUAAUUUCCAAAACUAGUAAUUGACAGGAAAAGUUCCCCAUGAAGAAAAAGAUGAAAAUAUACAGAAAACAGUUCUUAUUUCUGGACACCCCAUGAAGGACUAAAACACUAAAACAGAAAUCCAAGCACAAAUCACUGCCAUACACAACGACUAAAAAAAAAAAAAAAAAGAAACAUAACUUGUUGCAGUAGUUCACAUGCUUUUUGUUGUGAUCUAAAACAAAUGUCCCACUUAUCCUCAUUCACCCUUCUGGCCCACUAAAAAAUGAUUUGUAACAACAAUGUAACUUAAUAAGUUUUUCCCCUAACCUAAGUAAUAAAAGUCAUUGGUUCCCAUUGUAAUGUGUUGAUUACACUUUCACAGUUUGACAAAGCAAAAGACACAGCCACUGCCUUGACUCCUAAUUGUGUACUGCCAGUGCUGGUGCUGGUUUAUUAAAGAUAGGCUUUGACUAUACCUUAGAGCUUAAAAAAAAGACUGCAGAGAAACAUCUAAGUUCAUAAUUUUCACAAAGCUGAGAAGUCCUUGACUAUCUUGAGUAAGACUAAUUUGCUAUGUACUCUGGGUAGUGGGCAUCUAAGUGUCUUGCAGGGUUUGGUUACAAGUACAGUGAGGUAAUAGCAGCAAAUAAUAUAUUCUGCUUUCAAGGAGUUACUAGGGUUUCCAGAAACUCUUUCCACUCUCAUUGCUCACUUUACAGCAAUGUUGAACCAUACAUUGAGUCAUGUUCUUCUCUUUUUGUCAGUUGUCAACAGAUGUGAUUGUUUGUUACCAUAGUUCU